Paramecium pentaurelia is the source of this 570-nucleotide messenger RNA. NCBI's taxonomy places the organism in Eukaryota, Ciliophora, Oligohymenophorea, Peniculida, Parameciidae. The record is from the annotation of a GenBank genome assembly.
AUGAAAAGAUAUUUUGUAAAAAAAAAAUUCCGAUUUUUAGAAAAAUUUUAUAUUUAUUAAACUCAUAUUAAGAGAAACGACAUUUUUACUAGUAAUAAUUAUGCCUAAUGGUUAGCACCAGAAGAUAAAAACUAAUUUAAAGAAAUCUAGCUUCUCAAUUUUGACUAAGUUUAAAAAUAAGAAUAUUUUAAGAAAUUUAGUAUUUAAAGUAUUACAAUGUUGAUUUUUGAUAUAUCAGAAGGGUAAGUUUAUCCGUAAAACCCUAUGGAUAUCAAAAAGUUUGAACUGAGUUGGUAACAAAUUGAAGUCAUCGCUUGUUAAAUUUGAUAAGUCAAAGUUGAAAUCAGGGACUAUUUUAAAUUGAAAAUAAAUAGAAGGCAUAUUUUAUUUUUGAAGGUAGAUGAUUUCAUUACAUUAAAAAACAAUGGAGUUACAAGAAGCUCGAAAAUAAAUUUACAAAAAUCAUGGAGCUUUGAAAAGUAUGACGGUAUGAUGAAGUAGGUUAAUCUAAAUUAGUUUUGGGAAUUCCUUAUAUAAAGGAAAUAAUAGUUUAAGCAUUGCCCUAAAUGA